UCAACUGCCCUGAGGCCUAAGCUAUACACACUCAGAGCGCGCGAGCGAGAGAGUUUGAGGAUCCGAAAUUGCAGGAGCUCAUGGAGCAAUGUUGUCGCUUCCACAUUUCUCUCAUCGGGAAGACAAAGUCGAAAGAGGAAAUUCACAGAAAACCCAAAAAAAGAAAGAAACACAGGAAAAAAAAAAAAAGAGUCGAUCUCCACUAGCCACUCUCUUAGGAACCAAACAGAACCGAGAAGGCUUCACUCAUUCGAUCAUGGAAGUAGCUCCAAUGCCGGAGGAUGGAUAGCUUGAUGAAUAGCAAUCGGAGCAAGGAAGAUAACCUUUAAGGAGCUGUUCAUUUGAGUUAACGCUCGAUCAAAAAAUGGGAACUUCAGUAAAUAUAAUUGUAGGCUCUCAUGUCUGGAUUGAAGACCCAGAUAUUGCUUGGCUUGAUGGUGAAGUGAACAAAAUUAGUGGUAAUGAAGCAGAAAUCCAGACAAGUGAUGGAAAAACGGUUGUCAGAAAGUUAUCAAAUGUUUAUCCUAAAGACACAGAAGUUCCUCAUGGAGGUGUGGAUGACAUGACCAAGCUACAUUAUUUGCAUGAGCCUGGAGUUCUGCAAAACUUGAAAGUCAGACAUGAGUUAAAUGAAAUCUAUACUUACACUGGAAAUAUUUUAAUUGCCAUAAACCCAUUCCAAAAGUUGCCUCAUCUCUAUGAUACACACAUGAUGCACCAGUACAAGGGAGCACCAUUUGGUGAACUAAGCCCUCAUGUCUUUGCUGUUGCUGAUGUUGCUUACAGGGAAAUGGUUAAUGAAGGAAAAAGCAAUUCCAUUCUGGUCAGUGGCGAAAGUGGAGCAGGUAAAACUGAAACAACUAAAAUGCUUAUGCGGUAUCUUGCCUUUCUGGGCGGCCGUGCUGUUACUGAAGGACGCACAGUUGAGCAACAAGUUCUCGAAUCCAAUCCAGUUCUUGAAGCAUUUGGCAAUGCUAAGACUGUUAGAAAUAACAAUUCCAGCCGUUUUGGUAAAUUUGUGGAGCUUCAGUUUGACAAACAUGGAAGAAUAUCAGGAGCAGCUAUAAGAACCUACCUCCUUGAGAGAUCCCGAGUUUGUCAAAUUUCUGAUCCUGAACGCAAUUAUCACUGCUUUUACCUUCUUUGUGCAGCACCACAGGAGGAUAUUGAGAAGUUUAAAUUGGGACAUCCCAAUACAUUUCACUACCUUAACCAGUCAAAGUGCCAUGAGUUAGUAGGGGUUAGUGAUGAUGCACAUGACUAUCUUGCCACUAGAAGAGCUAUGGAUAUUGUUGGAAUCCAUAAAGAAGAUCAGGAUGCAAUUUUCAGAGUUGUUGCUGCAGUCCUUCAUAUUGGUAAUAUUGCUUUUGCCAAGGGAAAGGACAUGGAUUCAUCAGUUUUAAAGGAUGACAAAGCCAAAUUCCACCUCAAAACUGCUGCAGAACUUCUCAUGUGUAACCCUGUGGCUCUAGAAGAUGCUUUGUGUAAACGUGUGAUGGUAACCCCUGAAGAAGUUAUAAAACGUAGUCUUGAUCCACAUAGUGCAGCACUGAGCAGGGAUGCACUGGCUAAGACAAUAUAUUCGAGGUUAUUUGACUGGUUAGUAGACAAGAUCAAUGUUUCAAUUGGGCAAGAUGUGAAUUCGAAGUGUAUCAUUGGAGUCCUUGACAUCUAUGGUUUUGAAAGCUUUAAAGUCAACAGCUUUGAGCAAUUUUGCAUAAACUUUACAAAUGAGAAGCUGCAGCAACACUUUAAUCAGCAUGUCUUCAAGAUGGAACAAGAAGAAUACAAAAAGGAGGCCAUUGAUUGGAGCUACAUUGAAUUUGUUGAUAAUCAGGAUGUUCUAGAUCUUAUUGAAAAGAAACCAGGUGGUGUUGUUGCUUUGCUUGAUGAAGCUUGUAUGUUCCCAAAGUCGACGCAUGAGACAUUUUCAAACAAACUGUAUCAGACUUUCAAGAAUCAUAAGCGUUUUAUAAAGCCAAAACUGUCUCGCACAGACUUCAUUGUAUCACAUUAUGCAGGGGAAGUGCUAUACCAAUCAGACCAAUUUUUAGACAAGAACAAAGACUAUGUGGUUCCUGAGCACCAAGACCUCCUAAGUGCUUCCAAUUGCUCUUUUGUGAAGGGCCUUUUCCCUCCCCUACCUGAAGAGUCCAAGUCUAAUAAAUCUUCAAAAUUCUCGUCGAUUGGUUCACGUUUCAAGUUACAACUACAAUCAUUGAUGGACACGCUGAAUGCUACAGAGCCCCACUACAUCCGUUGUAUUAAGCCUAAUAAUCUUCUUAAACCUGGCAUAUUUGAAAAUCAAAACAUUUUGCAACAACUGCGUUGUGGUGGUGUUUUGGAGGCAAUUAGAAUAAGCUGUGCUGGAUUCCCUACUCGCCGUCCUUUCUUUGAGUUCAUAAAUAGAUUUGGGCUCCUUGCACCAGAGGGUUUGGUAGGGAACUAUGAUGAAAAGGUUGCUUGUAGGAAUGUUUUGGAAAAGUGGGGACUCAAAGGGUUCCAGAUAGGCAAAACAAAAGUAUUCCUUAGAGCAGGGCAGAUGGCUGAGUUGGAUGCACGAAGAGCAGAGGUCCUUAAUAGUGCAGCAAAAGUUAUACAAGGACGAAUAAGAACUCAUAAUGCUCGUAAAUUAUUUUUGGCUAUUAGAAAGGCUGCAGUUUCUAUGCAAGCAUUGUGCCGAGGUAGAGUAGCUGGCAAACUUUUUGAGAAACUGAAGAAGGAGGCAGCUGCAUUGAGAAUUCAAGCUCAUACACGUCGACACCAAGCGAGGAAGUCCUAUGUCAGACUACGGAACUCAGUGCUUGUGGUGCAGACAGGUUUGCGUUCAAUGGAUGCCCAUAAAAGACUUAGAUUUAGGAAACAAACUAAAGCAGCAACUCUAAUUCAGGCACAGUGGCGUUGUCAUAAAACUUUUAGGCUUUAUAAGAGGCUUAAAAGAGCAACUAUACUUGCACAGUGCAGAUGGAGGGGAAAAGUUGCCAGAAGAGAGUUAAGAAAGCUAAAAAUGGCUGCAAGGGACACAGGUGCACUCCAAGAGGCAAAAAACAAACUGGAAAAGGAAUUGGAGGAACUUACUUGGCGAUUGCAACUAGAAAAACGUUUAAGGACUGACCUGGAAGAAGCAAAAACACAAGAGAUAGCAAAGUUGCAGGAAUCUCUGGAAGCUAUGCAAAAGAAAGUUGAUGAGGCAAAAGCUUUAGCUGUCAAGGAACAAGAAGCUGCAAAGAAAGCUAUUGAUGAAGCACCUCCAGUUGUCCAGGAAACCCCAGUCUAUGUUGAAGAUACUGAAAAAUUAGAAUCUUUAACAGAAGAAGUUAAAAGUUUACAGGCUUCUUUAGAGCAUGAAAAGCAGGAUUCUGAUGACUUGCGGAGAAAAUAUGCUGAGGCGCAAGAAUCUAAUGAAGAAUACCGUACAAAAUUAGAAGAAACAGAAAAGAAAAAUAAUCAACUCCAGGAAUCUGUGAACAGGUUAGAAGAGAAAUUGACAAAUAUGGAGUCGGAGAAUAAAGUUCUUCGUCAGCAAGCAGUUUCAAUGACACCCAAUAAGUUCCUCUCUGGUCGCUCUAGAUCAUUUAUCCAGAGAAGCAGUGAAAGCAGUCACAGUUUUGGAGAAACAAGAAUGCACGUGGAAUUGCAUAGCCCAUCGAUGAACCAAAGAGAUUUUCCUGAAGUUGAGGACAAACCACAAAAAUCACUAAACGAUCAACAGCAAGAGAAUCAGGAUCUGCUUGUUCGUUGUAUUGCACAAAACUUGGGAUUUUCGGGGAAUAAACCAAUUGCAGCCUGCAUCAUUUACAAGUGCCUUCUGCAGUGGAGAUCUUUUGAGGUUGAGAGGACCAGUGUGUUUGACCGAAUUAUCCAGACUAUUGGUCAUGCUGUUGAGAAAGCUCAGGAUAACAAUGAUAUACUGGCUUAUUGGUUGUCAAAUGCUUCAACUCUUCUACUGCUUCUUCAACGCACACUGAAAGCUAGUAGUGCUGCAGGAAUGGCUCCUCAACGUCGUCGAUCCUCAACUAGUCUUUUUGCAAGGAUGACAGUGUCCCAGAGUUUCCGUGGAACUCCUCAUGGAGUCAAUCUCUCGUUUGGAAACGGUGGGCUGUCUGGUGGAGUUGAUACUAUUCACCAAGUGGAAGCAAAGUACCCUGCCUUGCUUUUCAAGCAGCAGCUUACGGCUUAUGUUGAGAAAAUUUAUGGAUUGAUUAGAGAUAAUUUGAAGAAAGAGAUUUCUCCAUUGCUUGGGCUGUGUAUCCAGGCACCACGAACUUCAAGAGCAAGCUUAGUCAAAGGAUCAUCACGUUCAGUCGCCAAUAGUGCAGCACAGCAAGCUUUGAUAGCUCAUUGGCAGGGAAUUGUGAAGAGCCUUGGGAUUUUCCUCAAAACUUUAAAAGGGAAUCAUGUACCCCCAUUUUUGGUUCGUAAAGUUUUCACACAGAUAUUUUCAUUCAUCAAUGUUCAACUAUUUAACAGCUUGCUAUUAAGGCGGGAAUGUUGUUCCUUUAGCAAUGGUGAAUAUGUGAAAGCAGGGCUGGCUGAAUUGGAGCAUUGGUGCUACACUGCAACUGAUGAGUAUGCAGGUCAAUCUUGGGAUGAGCUAAAGCAUAUCAGGCAGGCCAUUGCAUUUCUGGUCAUGCAUCAAAAGCACAAAAAAUCUCUGCAUGAAAUUAGCCAUGACCUUUGCCCAGUGCUUAGCAUUCAGCAACUGUACCGGAUCAGUACAAUGUAUUGGGAUGACAAGUAUGGGACACAAAGUGUGUCCUCUGAUGUUAUAUCCAGCAUGAGAGCAUUGAUGACCGAAGAUUCAAAUCAUGCUGUCAACAACUCAUUUCUCCUGGAUGAUGAUUCGAGUAUACCAUUCUCUGUAGACGAUAUGUCGAAAUCAAUGUUACAAAUAGACAUAGCUGAUGUUGGACCUCCUCCUCCUCUCCGCGAAAACUCAGGCUUUAGCUUUUUGCUUCCAGGCACAGACUGAAACCAAUGUCCUAUAGGUGAUUAUUCUAAUUUCUGCAAUAUCUACCUCAAGGGAGAGAUAUUUUGUUACAUAUGGAUGCAAAAUACAUUUGUAGGCAUGCAUAUUGCAUGCUGCUUCUAUUUAUACUCGUUGGUUUCUAUGAAGAAAAUCA
Messenger RNA from Ipomoea triloba (trilobed morning glory), 5123 nucleotides. Its product is annotated as myosin-11-like. Gene Ontology annotation, molecular function: microfilament motor activity; actin filament binding; ATP binding. The record is from RefSeq and is a predicted model, not a curated record. Bases 365 to 4972 code for a protein of 1535 amino acids. Lineage: Eukaryota; Viridiplantae; Streptophyta; Magnoliopsida; Solanales; Convolvulaceae. The transcript is spliced from 38 exons. Gene Ontology annotation, cellular component: myosin complex; vesicle; actin cytoskeleton. Gene Ontology annotation, biological process: actin filament organization; vesicle transport along actin filament.